Messenger RNA from Daucus carota subsp. sativus, 3729 nucleotides. RefSeq names its product F-box/LRR-repeat protein At4g14103. NCBI's taxonomy places the organism in Eukaryota, Viridiplantae, Streptophyta, Magnoliopsida, Apiales, Apiaceae. Gene Ontology annotation, molecular function: protein binding. The coding region runs from base 407 to 1636 and encodes 409 amino acids. The record is from RefSeq and is a predicted model, not a curated record. The transcript has 11 exons.
GUUUAGACCAACCGUGAACUUUGGGAUUCAUAAUUUUUUUAACUUAAGGGGUUUGGUUUGUGUUGGUUAUUCUAUGUUAACCAAACUGAACCAAACCAAACCCGACCCGGUCAAAAUCCCGAAUGUGUGUUUGUAUCUACUCUCUAGGUUUUACCAGCCGCCUUCAUCAGUCCACCGAUCACCUAUUCACUCUUCUUGUUUUGGUUUCCAUCUUUUUCAUGACUCAAAUUUAAGGAACUUAAAAGCAUAUCUGUUUCUUGUCUCUGAUCUAGCAUAUCUCCGAUCAAGUCUGUCGUAAUUACUCAGGUGUUGAUUGUUCUACUUGGAGUGAAAACAACCUUUUUUUUAAAUUUCAGGUGAUAGAAGAGAUUCUGAAAUUCAGUCGUACAUCACCACCACUGGGAAUAUGAGAAAACAUGUUGAUAUAAUAAGCACUUUGCCAGAUGACCUUCUGUGUUGCAUUAUUUCACUUCUCCCCUCGAAGGAUGCAAUUGGUACUUCAAUUCUCUCUAAAAGAUGGAAAAAUCUCAUGGAUUUUGUCCCAGUUCUCAAUCUUACGUGUCGUAUUCCUACACCCGGAUUUAUAAAUACCUUAGACAAAUUAUUUUCAAGUACUAGUAGCUCAUCAAAUCUUCAAAAACUCCGGCUGCAAAUAAGUGGUUGCCAUUGGUACAUUGUUCUGAAUCAUGUUAAUAGUUGGAUUCGUUCAGCAAUUAAUCGUAACGUUGCUGAGCUUGAUGUUUGUCUACCUGACGAUGUUUUUAACACAGUUGAAAAUGAUGAAGAGUUUGCUUUGCGUGUUGUGCCAUCUGAUUCACUGCAGACUCUAAAAGUUAGAGGAGGAUUGGGUCUACGCAUGCCCUAUACUAUUGGCUCUUUUAAGAACCUGAAAACGUUUUGGCUUUGGAUAUAUGAUCCAGAUAAGGAACUUCUGGCGAAGUUGUUCUGUAGUCUUCCUCAACUUGAAACAUUGUUUAUUGAUGCUUAUUUUUCAAAGAUCGUGAAAGGGGAUACGAACAUGUGCAUUAAUAUCAUUGCACCUGCUUUAAAGUGGUUAAACUUGUCUAUUGACCAAGAAGAUUAUUAUGAUGUUGAUCUUAAGGUACUGAUUGAUACCCCAAUGCUGGAAGAUAUCAUUCUUGAAGAUGGCUAUCUAGCCGCCUACUUGGUCAUGAGCGGGCCUUCCCUUGUUACCGCAACAUUGGAUGUGGGGAUGGAUUAUUAUCAUCUAAUUAAUACUCAUCGUGACAACCGUUAUGUUCGCGCAGUCGAGCUUCUUAGAGGACUUUCUAAUGUCAAGUCGCUUGAAAUUAACUAUAGUGCUUCAGCUGCACUGGAUCGGGCUUUUCAAGACCGACUCCCCAUAUUAAACAAUCUAACCUGCUUGAAUUUGGAUGAUCUGCCUCUUACUGGCUUAUCACUAAUACCAAGGUUUCUUGAAAGUGCACCAAAUUUAAAAGAAAUUGCCGUAACAAUACAGCCCCAAGUUAAAUCUAUUAUGGGGUGGUCCUGGAAGUCGCCAACUGCAUUGCCUACUAGCUUGUUACAUCUGGAAGAAAUUGAGAUCCAAGGAGCCAAGAUUAUUGAAAGUGAUCCCAGUUUUUCUGUUAUGGUGAAUUACAUAGGGAGAAGUUGAUAAAGCCAUUACCAGUACUCAAACCAUGACGUGAAGGGAAAUAUUGCAGAACACUACCAGCUACAGAAUCUUGAUCAAUGGUUAUUGUAAAAAACUGAAAGUGGAAAGAACACUGGAGUUAAUUUCAACAUAUGCCCCACGAAGGUUCACGCUGACUCUUCAGGACUUACUACUGCAAGGUUUUUUUAAUAUUUUUUAAGUAGACGACGUUAAACCAAGGACUCCAAUUGGACAAAGUGGCAUGUGGUAUCCUGUUAUCAUAUCAAAAAAUUGCAGAGAAGUGAAAUAAGAAACACAGCUGAAAGUUUGUCACUACUCACUACUGUUUGCUACCUUCGACAAUGCUGCAGAGCUGGAAGGCCUCAUUCUCCCUGUUUGAUUUAGGUUGCUCCCAUUUCGCUCAUCAUUACUGUGGAAAUCGCUUUUGCUUUCUUUCGGUUUACAAAUUCCAAUUCUUUGGAAUUUAGAGAUUGGCCGCGACGUCCGACUCAAAGAGAUGGCAAGGAACUAAAGAAGCAUAUCUCUCUAUUUUGUCUCCAAUCUAGCAUAUCUCCAAUCAGGUCUAUGUUGAUUACUCAGGCCACUUGAUCAAUCACUCCUGGUUAUGCAGGACGAACAUAUUAGCACUAGCACAUGCAUCAAAUACAUUUGGUGCAGACAUCGGGGUUUGCGGACAUUUGCCAACCCUUUGUCAGUUCCUCAAAAUGACAUCUUUAAUCAUGGCCUUAGUGGAGAGGGGGAGGUCAUAGGCUUCACAUGUGGUGAUAACGAUCUUGGAAUUGUCUGGUAAUAAUGUUAAUCAUUCGGAACUCGAGGCAAAGCCUACUUGAUGCACCAGUGGGAGGAUUUGAGGCUGACAGAGAAAGAGUGUACAUAUAUGUAUAAUGGCAGGGUGAUUCUUGACAAAUUGAGGGUGAAAUAUCAUAAGAAGCCCUUGAUGAAGCUUCCAAAGUUCAUUGAGCAUGAUGAUAUGGUGUACACCUGGGCAUAUGGUUUUUACAUCAUAGAGGGUAUAUUGUUUCCUACAUCCUCCCGAGACACUUUGCAACCCUGAUACUUGUUGCUCAUACAUGAUAAAGAUGAGAUUGUUGGUUAUGCUUGACAAAUGAUGUCAACUUGAAACGUUGUUCACUGAUGCAAAAUUUUCAAAGAUUAUGUUGUUAAUUGAUAUGAACAUGUGCAAUAAUAUCAUUGUGCCUGCUUUGAAGUGGUUAUCCUCGUGUAUUAACCACAAAAUUAUCACAAUGUUGAUUUUAAGGUACUGAUCGAUAGCCCAGUGCUUAAAAUUAUUACUCUUGUAGAUGACUGUUUAGUUGCCUUCUCGGUCAUGAGAACACCUUCCCUUGUUGACGCAACAUUGUACGUGUGCACAAUUGAGCUUAUCAAGGGUAUUUCUAUUGUCAACUCUCUUGAAAUGAGUGAACAUUACUUUUGCUCACACAAUUGAGCUUAUCAAGGGUUUUUCUAAUGUCAACUCUCUUGAAAUGAGUUAACAUUGCUUUUGCUCACCUACAACACUUAUUCGUGGUUGUUUCCAUAUAAAGUACAUUGAAGCAGAAAUGUUUUUGUCAAAGGUAUAACAAAGUGAGAGAUUGCUAAGGUACAAUAUAUUUUCACUUCUCCAGCAAUUUUCAAGGGUUUGCAAUCAAAUUUGCGAGCAGUAACAAUCAGGAUAGCGCAAUGGACAGGCUCUACUACCAUCCUGUAAAGUGUCAUUGUUGUAAGGUUUCAAUUUCAAAUGCUACUGCCCAUCAAUUGCUUAUGUGAAGAAGGGCAUGUGAUAUUUGAGUUAGAAAGAAAUAUAUAUAGACAAGAGUACGAGAGGAUUGCAUCGAUGCAGUGGCAAGAUUUGCCCAUUGUGCUUUUGUGCUUUCUGUAAUAAUCCAUACAAUGGAUCAGCCUCAACUCGAGAAAGAAGUGAUCCUUAUUGUUUAUGUAUGCACCUGCCAAGGAGUUAGCACAUCAAGUAUAUUUAGAGGCCAAAAAUCUAAUAGGAUAUGUGUUUCUGCAGUAGACGGUGGACUGUCCAAAAUUGAACAACUCACACAAUUGAAGUCAGGAUGUGAAAUAGUUGUGGCUACUUCUGGGAGAUU